CGAGAGUGAUGCUACACUACUUUCUAUAGUGGAGCAGCAUUGAACCCUGAUUGAAAAUAGUGCACAUAUUUAUUUCUACAAAAGUGUGGAAAUGAAGUUUGAUGUUUGAAACACAAAUCAAAAUCAUCAGUGUGCAUUUUUUUAUAGUGCCCCUACUUCGACUUUCGACUUGAGAACUGGAGCGCCACUGCCAUUCGUACUGUCACGCACUUUGCCGACGACGUUUCGCCACGUAAUUUUUGUGUGUUUUCUUUCAACAAAACUCUGCAACCGGCUUGGUCCCUAAAAAUUCAGCCGAAACCAUUCGAAUAAUCCGCAUUUAAUCCUGCCAAAAGCCAAAAAGCGGCACCACCCAAAAAUCAUGGAGUCGAUGGUUCGCUACAUCUCGCCGGUAAAUCCGGCCGUGUUUCCCCAUCUUGCCAGCGUGCUGCUGCUCAUCGGGACCUUUUUUACUGCGUGGUUCUUCGUGUUUGAGGUAUCCCGGCCGAAACUGCCCAGCAGCGGAAAGGAAGGGGUUAUUUUCAAGGAACUGCUCAUUUCUUUGUUUGCGUCGAUCUUCCUCGGAUUCGGAGUGCUAUUCCUGCUGCUCUCCGUGGGGAUCUACGUGUGAGCGUGCUGCGUAUUGCCGGUGAGAGAAGAACCUCGUCCACAAUCAACCUCCCAAAAUCUAUUCCGUAAGUUACAUGAUCUAUCUAUGUAGGAGAAGAUACAUUAAGCUGCAACCGUGAGGGGCGUUCCGUUUUUUUCGCCCAUCCGAUCGAUACAGAGAACUGAAUCUUGAACGCGCGAUGUAAUGUGUGAGCGUGGUCGGUAAUCAGCUUGAUCCGUAAAUAUGCAUUUUCUCCCUGUUUCGGUGUCGAUUUGGACAAGAAAGAUUUACAGGGAGACUAUUGAUAAGAUUUUUCCUUCUGAAUAAUAAUUCCCAAUUAGGCUUAAUCGGACUUGAUUGUGUCCAACUGUGAAACUAAA
Molecule: messenger RNA, 969 nt
Organism: Aedes albopictus (Asian tiger mosquito)
Lineage: Eukaryota; Metazoa; Arthropoda; Insecta; Diptera; Culicidae
Gene: kud
Product: transmembrane protein 258
Exons: 3
Coding region: 362-610 (82 amino acids)
Biological process (GO): protein N-linked glycosylation
Cellular component (GO): membrane-bounded organelle
Source: RefSeq, a predicted model, not a curated record